Molecule: messenger RNA, 3027 nt
Organism: Micropterus dolomieu (smallmouth bass)
Lineage: Eukaryota; Metazoa; Chordata; Actinopteri; Centrarchiformes; Centrarchidae
Gene: kbtbd3
Product: kelch repeat and BTB (POZ) domain containing 3
Exons: 10
Coding region: 474-2366 (630 amino acids)
Molecular function (GO): protein binding
Source: RefSeq, a predicted model, not a curated record
UGCAACUGACAAUGGUUAAACCACAAACUGCAGACUACUACUACUAGACCUUAGCCACGAACAAACUCUCACCGAGUCUAGCCGAGACCAUAGACUGUACUAAAGGACGACCAAUACGAGAGAACUACAGUUCCCAGCACUCACUGCGCCUCCCUCUAAAGCAAACAAAGAAACACAUACACUCACACAAUAACAAUAAUGACCUAAAUAUUUCUUUAUUAUUAACAAAACAGCAAAACAAUUCAGCAAAAAUUAUGUUAGCGACAAGUAGGCCUAUAACCGCAAAAAAAGCUACGCAAAUCCUCGCGUGAUUUCACGCUCCCGGAAGUUAGACUGGCACGAGAAAGAGAGCUGACCGAGGUGCUGACUACUGCUCGUCCUGCUUCUGACUUCUAAACCGGAAUAUUUCACAUGUAGGCUGUUCCUACAUGUUUGACUUUUAACAACGAUACAUCAUCUAAGAAUUUGGGAAGAUGGAUGAAGAGUCAUCCUCCUGUGUCACCAACACCCACAACUCCCGCAGCAGCAGCCCUCCCAGUACCACACCUGGCAGUGCUCCACAAUGCAACGGGGUUACAGAGUGCAGGACCCUGCUGCGGAUGUCUGAGUCACAUGGACUGCAGCUGCUGGGCAUGCUCAGAUCAUUGAGGGAGCGAGGCUUGAUGUUUGACUUCACCAUUAAGGUCCAGGAACACAGUUUUCCCUGCCAUCGCUGUGUCCUCGCAGCAUGCAGUGAUUUCUUCAGGGCCAUGUUUGAGGUGGACAUGCGUGAGCGUGAUGAUGGUUCAGUAACUCUGAGUAACCAGUGUCCGGUGGCAGUGGGUUCUUUCCUGGACUUUGCCUAUUCUGGAGAAGCCCUCAUCACUGAUGGCAAUGUGGACGUGCUGUUUCAGCUUGCUUCUUUCCUGCAGGUGCCAGUCCUGUCCCGAGCCUGCAGCUCCUUCCUGAUAGGAAACAUGGAUCUUUGUAACUGUCUGUCCCUCUUCUCCCUUGCUGAGGCCUACGGCUCAGCCUCCCUCCUCCAAAGUGCCAAAGAGUUUGUGGUUCAGAACUUCUCUGACCUUUCCGAAACCCAGGACUUUCUGGAUAUGCAGGUGAAUGUGUUGGAAGCAUGCCUAAGGUCAGAUGCUCUAAACGUGCCCAGUGAGGAGGCUGUGGUGAAGUCACUUUUUAGAUGGAUACGCCAUGAUCUCCCAGGAAGACAAAAGCUGUUGCCGGGCCUGUUAUCUCUAACCAGACUCCACCAUCUACCUGCACCUGCACUAAAGACCCUGCCUGAUUCAGAGCCUCUCCUCUGCGAGAGUGAGGGCUGCCUCGCCCUGCUCUCAGAGGCUCAGAGCAGACAGGAUCAGUACAGCAGCUUGCUCACUGAUGCCAGGCCGGCCACCACGCAGAGCUACAUCUACAUCCACAAGACAGAGGAGAACGGAGAGAUCCGCCAUACCUUCUGCUACUGUCUGGAAACAGACCAGUGGAAAGAUCUGGGAACAGGGUGCGGAGAGGGGAAAGCGGGGAUGCCAGACCCACCGGGAUCCUGCCUUACCAGCUAUGCUGAGAAGAUGUUUGUGACAGGCGGUUGCCGUGGUAACUGCUGCCGGGCAAUCCGUCUCCAUGUGGCCGAGCCGUUCCAUGACGCCACGGACGAGGUUUGGUGCUUCUGCCCCGUGACCCUAACGUGCACGCCUGCUCCAGCGAUGCUGAAGCCCAGGACCACUCACGCAGCUGUAACCUGCCUGGACCGAGUGUACGUCAUUGGAGGACGGACCAAGGGAUCCAGAGGGGGAGCUCCCAGCCUGCUGGAGGUGGAGUAUUACAACCCUCUGACCCAGACCUGGUGCUCAGUUAGCCCGCUGCCUACUGCCAUCUUCUAUCCUGAAGCUAGUGCUUGUGGCACUGUUAUCUAUACGCUGGGGUCAGAGGUGGAGAUCACAGACUCCUUUAACCCCUCACUGGACUGCUUCUACUGCUAUGAUGCCCAGAAGGACCAGUGGAGCCGCCUGGUGGCAGAGUUUGGCCAGUUCUUCCACGCUACACUGGUCAAAGCAGUGUCAAUUAAUAAUACACUGCACCUCUGUGACCUGUCCACUUAUAAGGUGUACAGUUUUUGUCCAGAGACCUGUGUUUGGAAGGGUGAAGGGUCAUUUGAGUGUGCUGGGUUCAAUGCUGGAGCAGUUGGUAUGAGAGACAGAAUCUACAUCCUGGGUGGAGACUACUCACCUGACGAGAUCACUGAUGAAGUUCAGGUGUACCACAGUGGGAGGAGUCAGUGGGAGGAAGUGGCUCCGAUGCCCAGAGCGCUCACUGAGUUCCACUGCCAGCUCAUCAGCUUCAACAGAUACAGAGACCCAUGGGCUGACACAGCCUGAUACACAUAGACACCCACACACACACACACACACACUCUCAUGAACACAAUGCGAGUGGAUAUACAUCUGUGUCACAUGUGUCACUAAUGUAAGCAAGUACCUAUGAGUCUAUCCUGUGCAAGGCGGACAGCUGACUGAGCUAACACCUCAAGAGAGAAUGACUUCAACUAACACCACCAUCUUUCACAGAUCAUUGUAACAUGAGAACACCCGAGAGAGCCAAAUGAGUUAUUUAUUUUUUUAUUUAAAGAUUUGAUCCUGACCUUUGCUUGUGUGAAGCACCUGAUUUCUUUGGAUCUUUGUUGUGUCAAUCAAAAUAUGGUCCUCCCAUGGAGGAACACUAUUGAGCAGAAGACUAUUUUAGAAAUCCUAUUUUAGUAACUGAAACUCUUUUCCUGCUUAGGUGUGUGUAAAAAGGAGAAUUCACCCACAGAAGAACUAACAGUAUCUGUAAAUUUAUCAGCUUGAAUAUAGAAAAGACUUCUGUUAUGUAACACUUUUGAGGCUCUAUUUACAGGGUUUAGGACAAAUUCAGUUUCCAUUUCAUGCAUUUGUAGAUUUUGCAGCCUGAAAGGAUCGUUAUUUUGUUCUGGCAAAAAUACACAAAAGUCAUGUAAGGAAAAUUCACAAGAUAAAUGAAUAGUGGACUGUUUGAACGUCA